AUGGCCGUCAAAGGUGCCACCGAGGCCCUCGUUGCGGCUUUCACUUUGUCAGUUCAUCCAUGUCGACUUGUUGUUGGAGUAGUGUUUGUUGGAUUCACUCGACCCCAAACCGAUUCUUUCUGCGUCGCUGCCUCUUCCGAACUUCCCAUUUCGAUCAUCGUUAUCUCCAUGGACGCCGCCAUUCUUCUUUGUCUCAUCUCACGCGCCUUGACCCAGAACACUCAGCUCAAUACCGAAUCUCAGGAUGCUAGGCGGAAGGCACUGUUUUGGGUCAUGGCUGGCCUGGCUGUUUGGAUCGCGACCAGCGUAACCUUGCAUCUUGGUUUCCGUUAUGUUGCCCUGGGGGUCAGAACUGCUCUGCCUGCCAUUGGCCUGGCCAUUUUAAUCACCAUUCUUACUCUCUGCUCUGGCAGCCUCGGGUCGGCUAGCAUACUGCGAUCCAAAUCUCCUGAAGCGCUCUCUCCUCGCCGUGUCGAAAUCAGCCGCGAUAUUUCCACGUCCAAUACCUACUUUCCCAGCGGUAACUACCAAGAUGUCAAGGACGCUGCCAUUAGGUCCGAGACAGCAUUCAUCAACCCUAGGGAGGCACCAUCGACGAAGAACCAACCUACUCAGGGACUCCCGACUAUUUCACUGCCCAUCACUGGAGUGGUUGGCAUGGGCGGAGUUCCCAUUGAAGGACAGCUGUUUCCGCCUAUCCGAGCAAAUACCGCCCCAACGAUCGCAAGAACCAGGUCGGUUAAGGCUGCUGUUGGUCUCCAUAAAAAGGGGGCUUCGGCAGGUGGGAGGUUGCAGAUCAGUAAUCCCGUUCUCCAGGACACCGGGAAAAGCCCGCUCGAUAAGAUUCCCACCGUGGAUUUGCAGGAAGCCAUGAGGGCAGAGCGGGAGCGAAGGGAGAAGUUGCUCAGGCAAACGAGCCAGGCCAAAAGGGAAAUGAAUACGCAGCCGCCGGUGAUGGAUCCCAGGGAGGACAUGAAGAGAGCUGCGAGUGUGAAGAGAAAGGAGGUUGGGUCACCAGUUUCGUCCGGUUCUUCCCUUCGCCCAGAAAAUAUGGGAAAGACUUCUUCAACAGAACUGUCGCCAGGAAUGAGUGGAAUCAGACAACGAUCGCCGCGCCAGUCGCCAGAACCAUCAGAGGCCUCGAGACAGUCCACUUUCCCUUCUCGAUCCGUGUCCCCUCCCAAGGAGGACUUCGAACAAGCACUACCGAAUCUCGAUAUCCGUCCUUCGAGACAAUUGCCUCCCUCGCCUCCCACGCCGCCACAGGAAAGGCCCUUGACCAUGCUUCAAAGGCGACCCACUACUGGCUUGCCAUCAAACCCCAAAGCUCGAGCAUUGAAGCUCGAACAGGAUGCACCCGGCGCAGAACGUCAGCAGACUGUUCUUUUCCUCAACAAUAUCAUCUUCGACGAGCCCGCCUUUGCACAUGACAUUCUGCUGGGUUCUGAUGAUAUGACCGUCAACAAACCUCGAUCUCCCGGGACCCCUGAAUCGGUCGUACACCGUCCUCGGCCCAUUCCGAGAAAGGUGGCUGAUCCUAAUCCUUUUGCCAUUCCGGGUGCCGGGCAUAGGAGGAGCAAAUCUAGCGGCUCGUUAGUGAAGAAGUCCAUGUAUAUGUCCGAAGAUGUGCCGCUGCCCCUCGCACCUCUGAAGAGUGCAGGUGCAGGAACUCGCCCGCAGCCGAAUCGGACGAGGAGCAUGACGGUCACCGAGAAAAUUGAGCGCAUGUACCCUGGUGAGAUGCCAAGUAAAAUGCCACCAGUUCCCGAGGUUCCUGCUGUUGCCAGUUCCUACCUUCAAUCUCCCUCUUCAGUGGAUUCCGACGAGGUGCGACAACCCAGCCAAUCAACGAAAAGUUCCACGACCAAGACCGUGAGUAGCACUACCAUCGUCGAGGAACCGACAAAGGCUACCGAAAGCAAGUACGAGACAGAUACGGCGGCGAAGCGGGCAUCAUCCCCAGUUAUUCCUGUUAAUUCACCACGAGAGUUGAUGAAUGAUGAGGAUUUGGAGUCACCAGAUGAGGCCGAUACACCCUGGAGCUCCGUCCGCUAUACUCAAGUCAGUGUUGGCCUUGCUGUAGCUCAACCUAUGCCUCGGCCGGUGGUAAAUCCCGUGCGUGAGGAGAGCGAAACCAGGAUUCAACCUGAGGAAGAACAGAAGCGCCCAGAAAUCAAUACUGCGGUCGAGAACAAACCUGCACCCAAGCACAGCUCUCCAGUGCAAGCUUGGCGGGUCGGUGACAAGUGCCCCGUGUUCUCUGACAGAAAGUCAAGAAUCAGGAUGCCACCUCCUUCGCCUCUGCCGUUGAACGGUCCACGCAGGAACAAGGUUAUGGUUCAGGCCGAGCCUUCGCCCCUUGAGUCUCCAGAACAUGCAUUCCGCCAAAUUCAGGAACAGCUCAAGAAGUUCGAAGAGCCCGUGACCGAGGCUUAUUCAAAGGACCACACUGAGCGCCUCGCCUUACUUGAGGAUUUGGAGAAGGAGAUGGGUAUCCACGAGAAUCACUGGCAGGAAUUGAAACAUGAUAUGGGUCGUGAUUCGUUGAGCAGCAUGCAGACCAACUCUCCAGGUAACAGGAACUCAAGAACCGAUUCAACUAUUGGAAGCAUCGUAAUCGGCCGCGGCUCGGCUGUUGGAGUCAUGGCUGCUGAGCGCAGAGCUUCUCGUCAGACCAUGUUGCGUAACAGUGGCAGCUACAAUCCCAACAGGCUCUCGAGGGAUGCUGUCAAGUCACACAUGAGCAUCUGGCAGAAGCGGAUGACGGAGGCGCACAUUGACUACAUAGAGACGGCCGCAGAGAGACUUCGUCAACCAAGCGACAACUUCUUGCCUUUGCCGAUGCCUAAUGUCCAGCUUGGUAGCCCCACUCCUCCUGAUUCUGAUGCCUCUGAUGAGGAAGUUUCGGUUCUGUCAGCGCAACUGGAUGCUGUAUCGAAUUGGCUGUCCAAGAAGGCUGUGAAAACUGCGUCUCUGUGGGCUCCUGGAUCGAGACAGUCUACUGUCGCUGCAAACCUUUUAUGGACGCCCGUGCCUAAGGCUUCACCUACGUCCACGGUCGCGUCUCUGGAGAUUGAGACCUUUGUCCGGCCCGCAGCUCGUAAGGACCUGCCACCCCUUGAAAUUACCAGCACGCAGUUGUGGUCCAAGCCAGCGGUGAAUGUGAACAAGGUCCCUUCACUCUGGACGCCCCCUGCACCUACGGAGGUUUCAGAGACAACUGCACUGUGGGUGCACAUUCCCAAGGUUGCCGAACAGUGUAUGACGCCCCUACCAGAGGCCGAUACAUUUGUCCGCCCUGCGACGCGGAAGGUUCUGGCUCCCCUUGAGAUCACGAGCACUCAGCUGUGGGCGAAGGCUGAACCUGAAGAGAGGCCUUCACUCUGGACCCCGCCACCCAAGGCUUCUACCAACAAGACGAACCUUUUGUGGUCGCCCCCUCUCAAGGUUCUCGAGGCCCCUUCACUGGCACUUGAUCUGCCCUAUAUAUUUACCCGCCCUGCGGCUCGAAAAGAUCUUUCUCCGCUCCAAAUCUCUUCCAAGCACCUCUGGCGAAAACCAUACACCAGCACCAAGGACACCACCGGACUUUGGCGACCUUCCUGGGCUUCUGUCGCCCCUCCUGCUGACUUCAAGCGUCUCUCUUUGCAAGAAACUCCCCAACCCCGACCUCAAAAGGCUCCGCGACCCGUAACUCAACGACCUCCUCGUCGCAACAAGCGUGUCAGCGCUCUUCCCGACAUCCUCGAAAAUCCCGAGCCUCUCCCUGACAAGCGCGGCACCCUUGGUAUCUUCCAGUUCCCCUGGGGCGAAAGGUCCGACACUGCGACCAUCCCUCUACCGCGUCCAUUCGGUCGCUCCAUGCCCGGCACCAUGAGCUCCGGCAUCCCUCCCUUUAGGGCGUCGUACACUCCCGACUACUCGACCUCUUUCUUCAACGAAUAUGAUGAGGAAGACCCCGAGUCCGACUACGAGCGUCAGGAAAGCGACGAUGAAGAAGAUGACGACUUUGACGAGACGACUCUCUGGGAAAUCGCCAGCCUCCUCAACUCGGACGCUGUCCCCUCGAGGAACAGCCUCUUCCUUUCUGCCACUCCUGUUUACAACGUCGAUGAGUACUACGGCAGCGGCAGCAGCAGCAGCCAUCUAGAGCCAUCCGCCUCUACGUCGGCUACCGACAUUGACGAUGAUGAUGAUGAUGCUUCCAGCGAGCACUCAAUCCUGAUCGGCCUCGCCGAGGAUUCCCAGGAUGACAAAGAACAUGUUGCUGAGCAAUAUGACGACCAAGGAUUUUUGGUGCACGACAUUGCUCUCCGUUCCACUCCUUCAAUCCUGGGGCAGGGAUCCCAGGACGUCGUGGCUACUCGCGCCGCACUGAUCGAUGACUUCGAUGCUGCCUACUUCCCUCCUUCAAUGGCUACCAGUGCCGCAUUGAUCGAUGACUCGGCGCCCGCACCGGCUCCGCCCCGAGUGGAGACUAGCGAGAACCAAGCCGUGGAGCCGCGCCUGCAAAUCUCGACCGGCCUAUGGAGCCGCCCUGAAUCAUCCGAAAAUAAGACUUUGUCUUCACCUCACUCGGUAGCAACAACAGGUCUCUUUGUCCCGGGCCGUAAGUCGACAUCCGACACCCGCACCACCGAGCAGGAGCCGGCUGCCAUCAACAUGCAUCGCACACCCCGGACUUCGGCUGCCGAAUCAUGGAGGCCGUUGGAUAGGCUCAUGUCCGACAGCCUCUGGACGCCCGAAACUGCAGCCGCUAAGGGCGUUAGCAGGCAGGUGUACCAACAUUGGAUCACUCUGAGCUUGGCCGCUAAGGCUCAGCUCGAUAAGGCUGAGACCGCUCCUUCAGCCGCUCGUCUGCCUCGCCUUCAGGCUACCCCCGAAGAAUGGGAGGCCGCUCUCAAGGAGGCUCUCAUCGCCAGUAGUUACCCCAUCAAUGUCAAGUGCCGCACUGAGACCGGCCGCAUCACCGCCACCCCUGCCGACUGGGCAGCUGCCCUUGAGGAGGCCAUCCAGGCUUCCAUUAUCAAGUCUGUCGCCCCUGUCUUCAACUCGGCCGUCCGUCACCCCGUCUUUGCUGGCUCUUCCCUCAUCACCACCUCUGAGUGGUUCCACCCCGCCGCCAUUGGCUACACCUACGACGUCGCCCGUGUCCACCCCGCCUUCUUUGGCUCUCUCGCCAUCACCUGCCCCGAAGAGUCCGUCCACCCGGCCAUGUCCGCCUACGCUCACAAGAAGCUUCGCCGUCAUCAGCGCUCGGGCUCGUCUGCUUCCAGGUCUCACUCCCGCAAGAACAGCCGCAGCCACUCCAGCAGCAGCGGCAAGAAGCGCAGGGAGUCCAUCCUUGCUCAGAUCCAUGCCAUCGAGGCGGAGAUGGGUUUGAGUCCUGAGAAAUCAGCCGUCGUGCCUGACGUUCCAGAGGUCCCGUCACUCGACGAAAUCGAAGCCUCUCGCAAGGCCAAGAUACAAGCCCAGAUCGAGGCUCUCGAGCAAGAGAAGUUGUUCGCUGCCCAAACCGCCCAGGAGAACCUCGCGACUAGGCGCCGCGGUAGCUCCAGCGUGUCUCAUGCCACCACAGCCAGCGGCACCACCGCCAACUCGGAAGACGACGGUCCCGCUUCCAUGGACUCCUUCCGUCCCUCCACGGCCACUAGCGUUGACUUGGAGCAUGAUCAGGAGGAAGAAAAGAAGCCUGCCAUGCAAAACUUCCUCUGGACUGCCCCCUCUCCCCUUCCCCAACCUACCCCCAGCCCCAUCCCGGCCCUCUGGACUCCCCUCCCCUCCCCUGCUUCCUCCUUCUCGUCGUACGAGGAAGCCUUGCCCAGCCCUAAGCUCCUUUGGCAACCCAAGCCCGGCAAACCCGAAAUCAUCGCUAAGACCGAUGAGGAUCGCGAGGCGCAUGAGCGCAGGGCUAUGGGACGCAAGGGUCUUUUGACCCAGCAGAGGAAGGCGGAGGUUUUGGAGCAGAUUUCUGGUGUCACAGGACUUUGGGAGAAGUCCGAGGUGGUGGUCAAGGUUAAGAGGGACUGGUCGGCCCCGUACGUGAGUGCUGAGCUGUCAUCACCUUAGUGCUGUGAUGGCUGUGAUGGCUGCGUGAUGAUUGGGG
Messenger RNA from Neurospora tetrasperma FGSC 2508, 6106 nucleotides. RefSeq lists its product as uncharacterized. NCBI's taxonomy places the organism in Eukaryota, Fungi, Ascomycota, Sordariomycetes, Sordariales, Sordariaceae. The transcript is spliced from 3 exons. The record is from RefSeq and is a predicted model, not a curated record. Bases 1 to 6069 code for a protein of 2022 amino acids.